Beta vulgaris subsp. vulgaris (sugar beet) is the source of this 4401-nucleotide messenger RNA. RefSeq names its product DNA mismatch repair protein MSH6. Gene Ontology annotation, molecular function: mismatched DNA binding; ATP-dependent DNA damage sensor activity; ATP binding. Bases 224 to 4129 code for a protein of 1301 amino acids. The transcript is spliced from 21 exons. Gene Ontology annotation, biological process: mismatch repair. Lineage: Eukaryota; Viridiplantae; Streptophyta; Magnoliopsida; Caryophyllales; Amaranthaceae. The record is from RefSeq and is a predicted model, not a curated record. Gene Ontology annotation, cellular component: nucleus.
CAACUCACAACACCAGAGAGGCAGAGACCACCACUGUAACUCGCGCGCAUUCUCUCUCUCCUCUUCCCGCCAAACUACAUACUCUGUCUUCUGUAAUUUCCCAUACAUUUUUCCCGCCAUUUUCAACCACAUAAUACCUCAUUUUCCCUCACUUCUCCUCUUCACUUUCUCUCUCUCUCUCUCUCUCUCCUCUUUCUCUCACUUACAGUUCAAUCUUCCAACAAUGGCGCCUUCUCGCAAAGCCAUCAAUGGCAGAUCACCAUUAAUCAACAAACAACACCAAAUCACUUCCUUCUUCACCAAAUCACCACCUUCUUCUUCUUCUCUUAAACCUAUUCCCAAAUCAUCCUCACCUCCAAUCCCUAAUUUACCCCCAAUUCGCAAUUCCCAAAACCCUAACCCUAACCCUAGUAUUAGUCCGAAUUCAACCCCACCAACAACACCUUCUCCAAUCAACGGAAAAUCAAAGCCCAAAUCUACGUCAAAACCUAUGCUAGUAAUCGGUUCACAAACAACGACGAAUUUAGGGAGUCAUUCUUACGGUGAAGAAGUAGUUAGUAAGAGAAUUAGGGUUUAUUGGCCGCUUGAUUCGGUGUGGUACGAGGGGAGUGUGAAGUUGUUUGAUAAGGUUUUAGGGAAGCAUUUGGUGGAGUAUGAAGAUGGUGAGGAGGAAAUGAUUGAUCUUUCUAAGGAAAAGAUUGAGUGGGUUGGAGGUGAUUUAGUUAGGAAAGUUAGUAAGAGGAGGUUGAGGAAGGUGUCUGUUGUUGUGGAUGAUGAUGAGGAGGAGGAGAAUGAGGGGAAUGCGGGUUGUGUGGCGGAUGAUUCGAGCGAUGAGGAUUGGGUGGCGAAUGGGGUUGUUGAGGAGGUAGAUUGUUUGGAGGAGAUGGAAUUGGUGGAUGAAGUAGAGGAAGAGGAAAAGGAGGUUGGGAGUUUGAAGAGGAAGAAGGGAGAUAUUGGAGGAGGGAAGGGAAAUAAGAAGCUUAAGGAAGAGGCGGCGGAUUCGUGUAAGAAGAAGAAAGUUGGGUUUUCGUUUGGUGAUUUUGGUAGCAAGCCGGUGAAACCGGUUACUCAAGAGGAGCCAAAGAAAGUUGUUGACGGCAUGGCUGUCGAUGCAUUGGAGAGGUUUGGUAUUCGUGAAGAACAGAAGUUCCCAUUCCUUGGAAAAGAUCGUCGAGAUGCCAAAAGGAGACUUCCUGGUGAUGCAGGUUAUGAUCCCAGAACUCUUUAUUUGCCCCCUCACUUUCUGAAUAAACUGACGGGCGGUCAGAGACAAUGGUGGGAGUUUAAAUCAAAGCAUAUGGACAAAGUCCUUUUCUUCAAGAUGGGAAAAUUCUACGAAAUAUUUGAAAUGGAUGCACAUAUUGGCGUAAAAGAGCUUGAUCUGCAGUAUAUGAAGGGAGAACAACCACAUUGUGGAUUCCCUGAAAAGAAUUUCUCAAUCAAUGUAGAAAAACUAGCAAGAAAGGGUUAUCGAGUCCUUGUAGUGGAGCAGACUGAAACUCCAGACCAGCUCGAGAUUCGACGCAAAACAGAGGGUUCCAAAGACAAGGUGGUCAAACGAGAAAUAUGCGCUGUGGUAACAAAAGGAACAUUGACGGAGGGUGAGAUGUUGUCAGCAAAUCCAGAUGCUUCUUAUAUUAUGUCAGUGAAUGAAAGUCCUAGAGCCUCUUCAGAUAAGGAAGAAGGACAUUUAUAUGGUGUUUGCCUUAUUGAUGUCUCUACAAGCCGAGUAAUUAUUGGCCAGAUAACGGAUGACUUGGAGUGCAGUGCUUUAUGCUGUCUUCUAUCUGAAUUGAGGCCGGUUGAGAUUAUAAAACCUGCUAAUAUGCUUAGCGCUGAGACUGAAAGGGCUCUUAUCAGAUACACUAGAAAUCCUCUAAUCAAUGAGUUGGUUCCGCAUGUGGAAUUCUGGGAUGCUGAUAGAACUGUGCAUGAACUCCAGAGUUUCUAUAGUCACAUCAAUAGUCCAUCUGUUUCUUCACUUGAAGAGCAAGUAACUGAUGCCACUAAAUCCAAUUCUAAAGACGAGCAAUGUUGGCUUCCAGAUGUUGUAAAUGAGCUGUCGAGUGCUGGUGUAGACGGUAGUCUUGCACUAUCAGCUCUUGGAGGCAGCCUCUACUACCUGAAACAGGCUUUUCUCGACGAAACAUUGCUUAGAUAUGCAAAAUUUGAGUCCCUUCCAUGCUCUGGGUUCUGUGAUGUUUUCAGGAAAUCUUAUAUGGUGUUAGAUGCUGCUGCACUGGAGAACUUGGAAAUAUUUGAGAACAGCAAAAAUGGGGGCUCCUCUGGAACAUUAUAUGCCCAGCUCAAUCAUUGCGUGACCGCAUUUGGGAAGAGGUUGCUAAAAGCAUGGCUUGCAAGACCCUUGUAUCAUGCAGAGUCGAUUAGGAAACGACAAGAUGCCAUUGCAGGCCUUAAGGCAAACAUAUCAUUUGCGCUUGAAUUCCGAAAAGAGAUGUCCAAGUUUCCAGACAUGGAGAGGUUGCUCUCGCGCCUCUUUGCUAGCAGUGAAGCUAAUGGAAGAAAUGCAAAUAAGAUUGUUCUCUAUGAAGAUGCUGCUAAACAGCAGCUUCAAGAAUUCAUAUCAACAUUACGUGGCUGUGAAGUAAUGACUGUGGCAUGCUCUUCUCUCAGCUCUAUCUUGAACAAUACCGACUCUGAAUUGUUACAUCAUCUGUUAAUUCCUGGCAAAGGUCUUCCGAAUGUGAGUUCAAUUCUAAAGGAAUUUAGGGAUGCCUUUGAUUGGGCUGAUGCUAAUAGCACGGGUCGUAUAAUUCCUCUUGAAGGAGGUGAUGCAGAAUAUGAUUCUGCCUGUAAAAAAAUUGAGGAGAUUGAAUCUAAUUUGAAUAAGCAUAUUAAGGAGCAGAAAACAUUAUUUGGCAAACCAUUGAUUGCAUGUGUCACAGUUGGAAAGGACCGAUACCUGUUAGAAGUGCCUGAUAGUUUGAAAGGAAAUGUCCCCAAAGACUACGAGUUACGGUCAUCCAAGAAGGGUUUCUCCAGAUAUUGGACACCAUAUAUCAGGAAGAUGGUGGGAGAGCUGACACAGGUUGAAGCUGUAAAGGAAUCCAAACUCAAAUGCAUUUUGCAAGAUUUGAUAGGACGUUUUUGUGAGCAUCAUACAAAGUGGAGAAACUUGGUUUCUGCUGUUGCAGAACUAGAUGUUUUGAUCAGCUUGGUAAUCUCAAGUGACUACUAUGAAGGACCAACAUGCCGUCCAAUUAUAUCAACUGGGUUUAAUUAUAAUGAAGUACCUCAUUUAGAAGCUAAAAGUCUAGGACAUCCGAUCAUUAAAAGUGAUUCUUUGGGCAGGGGUACUUUUGUACCCAAUGAUAUUAAUGUUGGCGGUGCUGAUCAUGCUACCUUCAUCUUGCUUACUGGUCCUAACAUGGGUGGAAAAUCAACUCUUCUUCGCCAAAUUUGCUUGGCUGUUAUUCUGGCUCAAGUUGGAGCAGAUGUUCCUGCAGAACACUUUGAGCUAUCACUUGUUGAUCGGAUUUUCGUUCGCAUGGGGGCUAAAGAUCACAUUAUGGCAGGACAGAGCACAUUUUUAACAGAGCUUUCAGAAACUGCAUCUAUGUUGACAUCUGCUACCCGUAAUUCACUUGUGGCAUUAGAUGAACUUGGACGUGGCACUUCGACUUCAGAUGGACAAGCAAUUGCGGAAUCAGUCCUUGAACAUUUUGUUCGCAAAGUGCAGUGUCUCGGAAUGUUUUCCACUCAUUACCACCGAUUAGCAAUAGACUAUAAGAGAGAUCCCAAGGUCUCUCUAUGUCAUAUGGCAUGCCAAGUAGGAAAAGGUGACGAAGGAGUGGAAGAAGUCACAUUUCUUUAUAGACUGACCCGAGGUGCUUGUCCCAAAAGUUAUGGUGUUAAUGUUGCACGGCUAGCUGGAAUUCCUGAUUGUGUACUACGUAAGGCUGCUGCCAAGUCCAGAGAAUUUGAGGCAGUUUAUGGUAGGCAGCAAAAAAGAUCCAACAACGAUGUCCGGAAUAGGGAAGAAGAGACCGUUAGGCUGUUUAAAAAUUUGGUUGGUUUUAGUUCUUCAGAUGAUCAUUCUUCAAAUACAAGUACAGCCACACUUAGUCAGCUUCAGCACCAAGCUAGGAUUCUUCUGCAACAACAUUAAUUUGGUUGCAUAUAAUUACUCCUAUUGGAGCAUACCUGUCAAAUAUUUUCAUUUUCGGGUUAUCUGGGUUGCCGGUAAAUCCAAGCUUCCUCGCAUCCAGGAUCGGGUUUUUGUCAGUCGUUCUGGUCCCGUGAUUACCUAACCUUGUAGAAACUGAUGUUUCGUCUGUACAGGUAGUACUAAUCUUGUACAUGAUUAUUGAACUUAAUUUGAAAAAUCCAUUGGGAUUAUUAUUAAUCUAUGUUACCCUGAUGUAUUAUUGGCUAGUUUAA